Fusarium pseudograminearum CS3096 is the source of this 2496-nucleotide messenger RNA. RefSeq lists its product as uncharacterized. The coding region runs from base 1 to 2496 and encodes 831 amino acids. The record is from RefSeq and is a predicted model, not a curated record. NCBI's taxonomy places the organism in Eukaryota, Fungi, Ascomycota, Sordariomycetes, Hypocreales, Nectriaceae. Gene Ontology annotation, biological process: chitin catabolic process; carbohydrate metabolic process. Gene Ontology annotation, molecular function: chitinase activity; chitin binding. The transcript is spliced from 5 exons. Gene Ontology annotation, cellular component: extracellular region.
AUGCUAUACUCCUUCAGGGUCGACUACUUAUCCUUAACCGACAUAGAUCAAGUGGCGUCCCUUCAUAAUGUCCAAUGUAAUAAAUUUGCCUCUAUUCCCGUGUCUCACUCUCUUGGCUCCCCUUCACUUCCUAUUGAUCUCACCCUUGAGCCAUUCCUUUCCCAUCAUUAUCCAACCAACGUCAUUCGUUCCUUGCAAGUCUUCUCUCUCGUUCUCUUAUACUACAACAUCCACAAGUCUGAGAACGAUUACACUCAAGGACAGACCUCCUUACCCAAGACUAUUCGAGUAUCGGAUAUGCUCAACCAAAUCUUUCUCAUUGCGCCUCUCUUGGUGCAAGCAGCCUUGGCUGUCCCGUCAGUGGAACCCAGACACCAACACCUUCAUGGCCACAUGGAGCACUCACACGGUACCAGGACCACUAUGUCAACUACCGUCCGUCGUCAAGUAGAACAAACCAACGAGGCAGUGCCGCAGUUCAUCCCACCCAAGAUGCCUUAUGCGCUCAAACCUCAGACCAGGGUAGCCAAGCCUACUGCUGCAGCUAGUGAUGACAAUGACGAUGGCAAUACAGUACCUGAGUUCAUUCCACCCAGGAUGCCCUUCAACUCAAAGGCUGUUCAGCAAAAGUCGACCAACGAGCAAGCUAGCCCCCAAAGGCUCGCCUCAGUUGCCUCUGUCAACAACAAGAAAACGACUGCAAAAGACACCAAGGAUACAAAGGACAAAAAGGAAACUAAAGAAACAAAGGACUCAAAGAAUACCAAGAGCACUAAAAACACCAAUGCUCAAAAGCUUGCACAAGUUCAGGACGAUGAUGAUGACAAACUGCCUACUUUCAUCCCACCUCGAUCACCUUUCCGAGGUCCCAAAAAGCCCCAAGCAACCCAAACUAUCCCUAGAGACACGGUUCCCGAGUUCAUUCCUCCCAGAAACCCCUGGGCUCAAUCCAAGUUCAACACGCGCUCAACAGACAGCGAUGAUCAAGAUGACCCCGAAGAGACCGAUGCCCCUGACUCUGAUCAGAGGGCGUCUCGAGUCGAUCUUUUGAAGCGCGAUGGCGAAGAUGAAGACGAUGAGUAUUUUCUAGAGGAAGGUGAUGACGAGUUCAGCCCUUCGGACUUCCCCAAUCUUGGUGAACCUGAAGACGAGGAUAUUGUUGAUGAUUCGAAUCAACACUCCGAGGACGCCCCUGCUGCCAACAUGUCCAAGCAGCAGGGAGAUCCUGAGGAGGGAAUCAACGUCCAGGGUGAAGAGAACACCAAGAACUACUUUGGUGGUAACUUCGAUGACGAAGACGCUGAAAACACUCCCACACGUCUAGAGGCCCGGGGUGUUGCAAAGCGCAACAUGCUUUAUUUCACGAACUGGGGUACUUACGAAGGUUUCGAUCCCCAAAACCUUCCGGUAAAGGAGAUUACACACGUACUUUACUCCUUUGCCAAGGUAAAUGCCAAAGAUGGAACAGUACAAUCAUCGGAUCCUUGGGCAGACGUAGAAAGGACAUAUCCGGGCGACAAUGGAGGUGGAAACAACGCAUAUGGAUGUGUUAGGCAGCUGUACAUUCUCAAAAAACAGAACCGCAAUUUGAAGGUGCUAAUUUCAAUUGGUGGCUUUGAUGGAAGUCCAGCACUCGCCUCUGGCGUGAGUACACAGAAUGGCCGAAAGCGAUUCAUCUCGACUGCCAUCAAGCUCAUCACCGACUGGGGAUUUGAUGGGAUCGAUGUUGACUGGGAAUACCCGGUCAACGCUCAGGAGGCUCGGAACUACGUUCUGAUACUCAACGGUCUUCGGAAAGCUCUGGACAAAUAUUCACAGGACAACAAACUAAACUAUCGCUUCCUGCUCACAGUAGCCUCACCCGCAGGCUCAAGCCAUUACAACACUAUGGACCUCAAAAAGAUGGACCCCUGGGUUGAUGCCUGGCACCUCAUGGCUUACGACUAUGCUGGCCCUUGGGACUCUACUACUGGUCAUCAAGCGAAUGUCUUUGCGUCAAAGAAGAGCCCCCUUUCAACAAAGUUGAGCACUGAUGCAACUCUUAAUGACUAUAUCGCUGCUGGGGUGUCUCCCAACAAGAUUCAUCUGGGCAUGCCUCUUUAUGGCCGUUCCUUCGCUAACACGGCCGGUCUGGGCAAACCUUACGAUGGCGUUGCCGGCUCUCCUGCCAAGCAAGGGGUCUACCUUCUCAAAGACCUGCCUCGACCCGGAGCAGUGACUACCUACAACGCAGAUCUCAUGGCUAGCUACACAUAUGAUAGAAAGAAGCGGGAGCUUGUGACCAUGGACGAUCUCAAGUCAGCUCAAGCUAAAGCUGGCUAUAUCAACGAGCGAAAUCUCGGUGGAGCUUUCUAUUGGGAAGCCAAGGGUGACAGAUCUGGGUCUGCAAGUGUUGUUGCUGGAGUCGGACGCACCCUUGGCGCGCUCGAGAGAAGCAACAAUCUUCUCAAAUACCCUACGAGUAUAUAUGAAAAUAUUCGGAACAAUAGGCCUUGA